UAGUAUAUAAAUUUCUUUUCAAAAUAUGCUAUAUGUAUAUAUUGCUUAAAUAAACAACAGUUUGUAUCAUAUUCUAUUUUUAAAACUGCAACCAACAAUCUUUUGUAGUCUAUUCCUAAAGUUGUUUUACUGCCCUACAUUUGUUUUUUCAUUGCUGCUUAAAUUUUCUUUUUAAUGAAAGUAGCUUUAUUUAUAAGUGAAAAAAAAACGAAAUCGUCUUUUAUUCAACUGUAAAUUAUGUUAUUUUAUUUCUGUCCAACCUUUUACAAAAGUAGCAACUAAAAACCGCUGCAAGUACUCUGUGUAUAUCGUAAUCUACCUAUCCACCCACAUGAUCAGUGAUUCGAGCGGUUGACUCUGAACCAGAGAAUUCAAAGUUAAGGCUCUAUGCUGCAACCAAUGUAUUUUUUGCCGAAUGUAAAAGCGCAGUCUAACUUUGCUUAUUCAUCAAUGGCCAUUUAAUUUUUCUUCAUUAGGUUAUUUAGGAUUUCUGUAAUUUACUUACUUUAUGUUUUGAUUUGUAAUUUGUUCGGUUAAUAUUUAACUAAUCCAAGUGAGUUAGAUCUUAUUUUCCAUAGACAACAUUUUGCAUUUGUUUUUUGAUGCAAGUAAUUUAUUUUUGUUUACCAAUUUAAAUAAUCUAAUACCCAAUUAGUGAUAUAUUUAAGACAUCAGCCUAUGGUAUAUGCUCAUGUAUUUUAAUCAUAACAUUGCUGCAUUUUAGGUAUAACUAGUCGGUUACAUUUUAAGUCUAAUACCUGUCUGCUGCAAAGCUAGAGAUGUAUAAGAUUAUAUACGUUGUCUUUUAUUCAAUCUUUCUGUUUGUGGUUGCUUCAUUAGGGUUGUACUUGCUGUUCACAAAUCAAGGUUUCAGGUUUGAUGUCGGAAAUGUGCUCACAAAUAUUUCACCAUAUGCAUUUGCUACGACUGGUAUAGGACUUGCCAUGGCUUUCUCUGUAGUUGGAGCAGCUUGGGGGAUAUUUACUACUGGAAGUUCAAUAAUGGGAGCAGGUGUCAUUACUCCAAGAAUUUAUUCAAAAAAUUUGGUGAGCAUUAUUUUCUGUGAAGCUGUUGCAAUUUAUGGAAUUAUAAUCUCUAUUGUGAUGUCAAACUACUUGAAAUACUUUGAUCCUAACUUGUUAUCAGAUAGUAUGAUGGCACAAAAUAUAUUUGCAGGUUACGCACUGUUUGGUGCUGGACUAACAACCGGUUUAUCAAACCUCGCUUGUGGAAUAUGUGUUGGCAUUGUUGGCAGUGGAGCAGCAAUAGCUGAUGCUGCUAACCCAAACCUGUUCGUUAAGGUACUCAUUGUAGAAAUAUUCGGAAGUGCGAUUGGUCUCUUUGGGUUGAUUGUUGCGAUUAUAAUGUCAACCAAAGCCAAGAUGGUUGUUGAAUGAAACAAAACUUUAAUGUGAACUCCUCAUGUGUGAUUGUUUGUAUUUAUAGAUGUAUUAGAGUUAUAAAGCAACAACAAAAUACAGAAAGACGUUCACACUAAAUCAAAACAGUUUCUAUUGUUGAAAAUUAUGUUGAGGCGUCUGUAAGUGUAUUGACUGGUUGUUUAUGUUCAUUACUUAUCCCAUUUAUUCUAUUUUAUCGUGAUGUUAUGUGUGCAAUACACUUCGUUUGCGACCUUGUCGCUGCAUUAUUUGACAAACAACCUCCUUGCGUGAAAGGCUUCACAGAACAACCAAACACAAUAAAACGAUUUGGCUGCGUCCUGAAA
This is a messenger RNA of Ciona intestinalis (vase tunicate), 1726 nucleotides long. Its product is annotated as V-type proton ATPase 21 kDa proteolipid subunit c''. The record is from RefSeq and is a predicted model, not a curated record. Gene Ontology annotation, molecular function: proton-transporting ATPase activity, rotational mechanism. Gene Ontology annotation, biological process: proton transmembrane transport. Lineage: Eukaryota; Metazoa; Chordata; Ascidiacea; Phlebobranchia; Cionidae. Gene Ontology annotation, cellular component: proton-transporting V-type ATPase, V0 domain.